Messenger RNA from Fusarium proliferatum ET1, 1809 nucleotides. RefSeq lists its product as uncharacterized. The transcript is spliced from 4 exons. Bases 1 to 1809 code for a protein of 602 amino acids. NCBI's taxonomy places the organism in Eukaryota, Fungi, Ascomycota, Sordariomycetes, Hypocreales, Nectriaceae. The record is from RefSeq and is a predicted model, not a curated record.
AUGUCACCACGACUCGUUUCACUACUGCUUUUAGGUCUGAUCACACAAGCUGGUGCCGGGUACGUUUUCAAGAAACCGGAUACAGUCUGCGUAACGUACUUGUCAACGUACUUUGUCCCUAUAUCGUCAAAUGCCCCGGGUUCUGUACGGACAGAUGACGCGAACAUCACAUCGCAGACAUUUGAUGCCGUGGCAGCUUCUACCACAUUUGAGUCCGGAAUUGGUCCAUCCCUCGAUCUUACUGAGACUCUUCAGCUUCUCGGCCUCUUUCUGAUGAUUCUGGGGAGUCUUAAGAGAGCGCUUGGGGGCUUCAUAGGCUCUGGCUCUGGCUCUGAGAUAUGCAGGAUGCCUCUGCGUUUAGCCUCUCUGACGGUCGCCUUCUUGACGACGGGAAACCGAUUUACUAUAACGGCGAAGACUAAAAGGAACUACAAGGUCAGCAGACGACACCACCUCGCGGUGCCGUUACUACCACGUUUGCCGGUGAUGGUAGAUUCCUUCUCUUUCGCAGCCCUGACCUGCCGAAUGGCGAAGCAGGCUUCUGUUAGAGCCCAGGAACUGGUCAGGCUGUCCGUCGUUGGAGUUGAUGACUGUAAGGAUGGACAAACGUCUGCAAGCGCUGCCCCUAAGUCAACCGAUCUACGGAUCCUGCAACCUACAGCGAACUCUGCACUCACAUCCAUUCCUUUCAGUACAGCCAUUGCUUAUGUUCCUGACGAUUCCUCUGACUUCACGUCGCUUGUAGACUUUACGAGUCUCAUUCUUCCGUCUAUGGAACCUACACAGACGCGACCUUUGCACACAAGUUCUUUUCGCUUUCCUAAUACUUCAACCAAUGCGUUCCCUACGGUGCCAAUCGAGACAUCCGAAGAUCUGACUUUUACAAAUAUCCCUGGUGUUACAUUCGCACCAUCAGAUGAAGCAACGACAGCUGAUAUCCUACCCACUAGCGUAUUAUCUUCCGAACCACAGCUUACCACCGAGGACGCAACAUCCAGCUUCCCAGAGGCCACAACACCGGCAGUGCCAGAGACAGAAACUACCACCUCGGAACUCAGUGUUAGCGCUUCCAGGACGGGGACCGCCAUCGGCAUAGACACCACUACUGACAUAAAGACUACUACUGUCAUAGACACUACCACCGACAUAGAGACUACCAUCGGCAUGGAGACUACUAGCACUACGACAACAUUGGAAUCGGCGAGCACAUCAGAAAUCACAGCAGAAUUUCCGACAACAACCUCAGAUGCCGAGACUACCACGACCACCAGUCUACCGGCUCGCGCGUGCGAGUCGUAUCUCAUCAACCCAACAGUAUUAUUCAGCGGUGACCAAGACAACGAAGAUGGAGUCGAGGAGCUUACUCUUCCAUUACCAGUUGGACUAUACACCGAUUUCAGCGAUACCAUCUAUGUUGGCGUCAAUGGACUGAUAAGCUUGUUUGACAACUCGAUCGCACAAUCUUCGAACAAUCCAUUCCAGGAUAAUGCUUUACCAUCAGUUGCCAUCGCGGCUUACUGGGAUGACUUGCGCAUCCAUGGCAAUGCUGGUUACGAAAUCACAUACAGAGUUUACGAUGAUGCUGAUUAUCGUGCGGUCAACAUCGACUGGCGUGUUAUAGAUGCGGACGAUGUCGUCACUCACUUCAUGGUAAUUCUCAGGGCUUACGAUCUUUCAAAUCCCGAGUCAGUUUUCUUGCGUUACUUCCAGUCCAAUGGAGGGAAGUCAGCCACUAUAGCUGUACAGAAUCUUGAUGAUGCUAAGUCUGAGCAAUUUUCCUACAAUAUGGAAAAUGCAGUUCCAGAUUGA